Messenger RNA from Aegilops tauschii subsp. strangulata, 753 nucleotides. The record is from RefSeq and is a predicted model, not a curated record. NCBI's taxonomy places the organism in Eukaryota, Viridiplantae, Streptophyta, Magnoliopsida, Poales, Poaceae.
AUGGCCGCGCCACCUCUGGCACAGAAGGAUGGUGAUGGCUCUCGUGCCUCUGCGGCUGAGUCAUCCUCGCGAGACUCUGAGGCCCGGCCUCAGGAGAAGGAGGUCUUUGUAGCCAAGCCGGCUCCAGAGGCGGUCGCCCUCAGCUCGCCUGCUGAGAUCCCGAAGGCUCCGGAGCCCCCGGCCCCGUCUGCCACUGCUAACACGCCGAUCCUGGCCCCGACGCUGCCUCCUCCCCCUUCCAUCACGCCGCUGGGCCGUGAUUCUUCUGCUUCACCUGAUGCUCUUGAGGAGGCUCUUUCCGCACUGACCCAGCUUAGCGAAGACCUUCAAGGCGCCAACCGUUGCCUGACGUCAGGGCGCCUGGAGUUGAUCUCGGGAUGGCUACGAUCCGAUGCAUCCGUCAAGGCGGUGUGGAGCCAGUCCGUAGCAGCCUCCGAGGAGGUUGAACGGGCUGCCAGCUUGGCCGCGGCCCCCUGCGACGCUGCGUUGAAGGACAUCGCAGCUGCUGAGGAGCACUGUCGGGUGCUGAAGGCCGAGAUGGAGGCCCUGCGCACCGAACGUGUCACCGAGGCCUGUCAGCGUGAGGUGCGGGAGGAGGAGCUGAAGGCUCGAGAAGACACGGUCGCCGGUCGUGGCACCGAGAUGGAGCAACCGCCUGGAGAAGUUGAAGAAGGAGGAGGAGGGGGAGAAGGCCUGGCUGGAGGCCCAGGAGAACAUCCUUGCCCACGAUUGUGCCGCCUUCGAUUCUCUUGA